CAAGUCCAGAGCAGCUUCACCACGCGGCUCACAUGCUUUUGGUUCUGCACAGCUCGCAGAUCCAGGUGGGUCGGUUUCUCGAGGUGCUCACGCAGAUGUUGGAUGAGGCAAGCCAGACGGCCGGCGAUGAAGAGCAGAACGGCGCGUAUCUGCGGGUUUUCCACUUUUUCACGCAGAUGUUCCGGAAACUCUUAGCGGAACAACAGCAGAGCACAAGUUCGAAUUCCUUCAAUUUUGAUACAACUACUCCUACUCGUCCUUCCGCUGCAGUGGUUGAAGCUGGUGUUCCUCUUCCUGCUUUGUCGGUGUCCGCAACUACUUCCGCCUCAUCCGGCGACGAUCUGGAGUUUUUGAAAGCUAGGCCCUUGUCAACCGUUUCGGCAGCUGGUGCACGAACAGGCCGCGGCGUUCCUGCUGGAGUAGUUCUUUCAGCAUCUACUUCGGAGGGUGGAAUGAACAAGGGCAAAUCUUCCAACCCACAAGCACCAGAGUCGUGGUCUUCCCCAACUGCCGACGAUAACGAGACUUGUUCGGAGAAAAUUAAAGCAGCGGGGUCGACGACGUCGUUGCAACAGUUCCGGCAACAGUUGCUGACGACAACGCAUCUGCUUUCCGCGACGGUGCUGCGACUGUUUCCAAAACCCGCAUUGAACUGCUUGUGGCUGAGUUUGGGAGCGGAGGAGGGGCCGUAUGUUGUGCAGAGUUCUUCUUGUGCUGGCAAUGGCACAUCUUCUGGCUCCAGUGUCGUUACCAAGAUCUCUAGUAAAAACCGGGACCACGACGGAACGCGAGGAAAUACCAGAACAACUCCUGCAGUUUCUAAGGCCCCCGUCAAUCCUUCAUCAUCAUCUCCCGCACCCGCUUCCUCACUUGCCGACGAGGCCUUGCGCCUCCUCUUGCAAAUCGCCACAACAGAAACAAACAUGACGACCGAUCGAGGACCUCGAGGAGCUGCUACAACACACGACGAGGAAAGAACAAGUCCCGCGAUAAUAUCCUUCGAAACUUCUACAUCAACUGAUGAGACGAAAAGCACAACGACCAGCAAGUUCUUGUCAAUCUGGCCCGACAGUGGGUUCGCUUGUCUUUUCGACGCCCAGCUCGCGAACGCAGGGCGAUUCCAAGAUUUUCGCGACUUUUUGAAGCAGAUACCGGAAGGGGGAACGGUGGUUGUGAAGGAGUUCCUGAUGAAAGAGCUGGAAAAGGCGACCGAACAUUGUCGG
Amoebophrya sp. A120 is the source of this 1223-nucleotide messenger RNA. NCBI's taxonomy places the organism in Eukaryota, Dinophyceae, Syndiniales, Amoebophryaceae. The record is from the annotation of a GenBank genome assembly.